This is a messenger RNA of Penicillium oxalicum, 1491 nucleotides long. Its product is annotated as putative l-fucose permease. NCBI's taxonomy places the organism in Eukaryota, Fungi, Ascomycota, Eurotiomycetes, Eurotiales, Aspergillaceae. Gene Ontology annotation, molecular function: transmembrane transporter activity. The transcript has 7 exons. The record is from RefSeq and is a predicted model, not a curated record. Gene Ontology annotation, biological process: transmembrane transport. Bases 1 to 1491 code for a protein of 496 amino acids.
AUGGGUCUCAAAGAAGCCUUCAAAAACCGCUCUGGUUUGCGCAUCGACAAUCGCAAAACCACGUCCGCCUCGACACUGACCUUGCGCCAGAGUCUCUGGCCCCUCAGUCUCGUCACCAUCCUGUUCUUUCUCUGGGGCUUUGCAUACGGGCUUCUGGACACGUUGAACAAACAUUUCCAGAACACAUUACAUAUUGAUCGCACGCGAUCGGCGGGUCUUCAAGCAGCGUACUUUGGGGCAUAUCCACUAGCCUCUCUGGGCUAUGCCAACUGGAUCCUUCGCCACUAUGGAUACAAGACAGUCUUCAUUUUCGGUCUCACCUUAUAUGGUAUCGGUGCGCUGUGCAUGUGGCCGGCCGGUCUAAAUCAAUCCUUCGGUGGAUUUUGCGGGGCCACGUUUGUCAUUGGAUCGGGACUUGGUUCAUUGGAGACGGCGGCAAACCCAUACUUGACUGUCUGCGGUCCCCCCCGCUACGCAGAAAUUCGAAUCAACUUUGCUCAGUCCUUCAACGCCAUCGGCACUGUCGUCGGCCCCGUCCUGGGCUCCUACGUCUUCUUUACCGAAACGGACGAUACUGUCACAGCCCUUCAGCGCGUGCAAUGGGUCUAUUUGGCAAUCGGAAUCUUCGUCUUCUGUCUCGCAGCCGUCUUCUUUGUUUCGAACAUUCCCGAAGUCACGGACGAGGACAUGGCAUUUCAAGUGGCGGCCACUCAUGUCGAUGAGCAGGACAAGCCGUUUUGGAAACAAUAUAAACUGUUUCAUGCGGCCCUGGCGCAGUUCACGUAUACUGGUGCACAGGUUGCCAUCGCGGGCUACUUCAUCAACUAUGCCGAAGAUACCUGGCCUGGAACUGACGGUGCCAAGGGGGCCAAACUUCUGGCUGGUGCGCAGGGUGCCUUUGCCGUGGGCCGAUUCCUGGGCUCGGGAAUCAUGAAGUUUGUCAAGGCCCGAUGGGUCUUUGGCGUUUACCUUUCGUGCUGUGUGGCUUUCUUGGCUGCUUCUGUGACGCAGAGGAAUCAGACGGGCAUUGCAAUGCUCUAUCUGGUCCUCUUCUUUGAAUCCGUCUGUUUUCCCACGAUCGUCGCACUGGGAAUCCGCGGUCUGGGCCGCCACUACAAGCGUGGCUCGGGCUUCAUCGUCGGCGGCGUCUGCGGUGGUGCAGUCGUCCCGCCCAUUCUGGGCCAUGUCGCCGAUAUGCGAAAUGACACGGGCUUUGCAUUUAUUGUUCCUACAAUGUUCAUGGUUGUUGCGUGGACAUACGCCGUUAGCGUCAACUUUGUUCCUGCGUACACAUCGACCGUGGACAAGGUUGGACAAAGUCAACUGGGUCUCGAGAAUCCAAAUGCCAAGGACGAAGAAUCUCAUGAUAUGGCACCGGCUGAGGGCGAUCAUGGAACUGGUGAGAAGGGCAAGAUGGACAGUGCAGGUGGUCAAGAGAAGUGGAGCACGAAGGAAAUUGGCUCGACUCAUGUGGAGCGGAGCUCGUUGUAA